Acanthosepion pharaonis is the source of this 1083-nucleotide messenger RNA. The record is from the annotation of a GenBank genome assembly. Lineage: Eukaryota; Metazoa; Mollusca; Cephalopoda; Sepiida; Sepiidae.
AUGUCUGGACGCGUCAACCGUCCCAUAAAUGCUGUUCUCUUUACAAGUGACGAAGCCCAACUUCAUAUGUCUGCACGCGUCAGUCGUCUCAUAAAUGCUGUUCACUUUACAACUGACGACACCCAAUUUUAUAUGUCUGAACGCGUCAAUCGUCCCAUAAAUGCUGUUCUCUUUACAAGUGACGAAGUCCAACUACAUAUGUAUGCACGCGUCAGUCGUCUCAUAAAUUCUGUUCUCUUUACAAGUGACGACACCCAAUUUUAUAUGUCUGGACGCGUCAACCGUCCCAUAAAUGCUGUUUUCUUGAGAACUGACGACACACAAUUUCAUAUGUCUGAACGCGUCAACCGUCCCAUAAAUGCUGUUCUCUUUACAAGUGACGAAGCCCAAUUUCAUAUGUCUGUUCGCGUCAGUCGUCUCAUAAAUGCUGUUCUCUUUACAACUGACGACACCCCAUUUCAUAUGUCUGAACGCGUCAACCGUCCCAUAAAUGCUGUUCUCUUUACAAGUGACGAAGCCCAACUUCAUAUUUAUGCACGCGUCAGUCGUCUCAUAAAUGCUGUUUUCUUUACAAGUGACGACACCCAAUUUCAUAUGUCUGGACGCGGCAACCGUACCAUAAAUGCUGUUCUCUUUAUAAAAGACGAAGCCCACCUUCAUAUGUCUGGACGCGUCAAUCGUCCCAUAAAUUCUGUUCUCUUUACAAGUGACGACACUCAAUUUCAUAUGUCUGGACGCGUCAACCGCCCUGCAAGUGCAGUUCUCUUCACAAAUGACGAAGCCCAACUUCACAUGUCUGGACGCGUCAACCGUCCCAUAAAUGCUGUUCUCUUUACAAAUGACGAAGCCAAGCUUCAUAUGUCUGUCCGCGUCAGUCGUCUCAUAAAUUCUGUUCCCUUUACAAGUGACGAACCCCAACUUCAUAUGUCUAAACCCGUCAACCGUCUCAUAAAUGAUAUUCUCUUUACAAAUGACGAAGCCCAACUUCAUAUGUCUGCACGCGUCUGUCGUCUCAUAAAUGCUGUUCUCUUUACAACUGACGACACCCAAUUUUUAUGUCUGAACGCGUCAAUCGUCCCAUAA